AUGCAGGACGCCUGGACUGCUCGCAAGGAUGAGGAGAUCCAAGGGUAAGCGGACCGCAACGAAUGGAAGAACUACUUCUCUGCGAUCAAAGCUGUCUACUGUCCGCCGAUCAAAGGGACUGCUCCUCUCCUCAGCACCGACGGUAGUACCCUACUCACCGUGAAGACACAAAUUCUACAGCGAUGGGCCGAGCACUUCCGAGGCGUCCUCAACUGCCCCUCCACCCUCUCCGACGCCGCUAUCGCCCGUUUGCCGCAAGCGGAGACCAACGUCGACCUCGACCUCCUGUCCUCUCCCCACGGAACAAUCAGCGCCGUGCAGCAGCUCUCCAGCGGGAAUGCGCCCGGAUCGGACGCGAUCCCUGCUGAGAUCUAA
Messenger RNA from Spirometra erinaceieuropaei, 375 nucleotides. The record is from the annotation of a GenBank genome assembly. Lineage: Eukaryota; Metazoa; Platyhelminthes; Cestoda; Diphyllobothriidea; Diphyllobothriidae.